Molecule: messenger RNA, 387 nt
Organism: Pieris macdunnoughi
Lineage: Eukaryota; Metazoa; Arthropoda; Insecta; Lepidoptera; Pieridae
Source: the annotation of a GenBank genome assembly
AUGCAUGCGGCGCGAUUUGUUGGAGCGCUUAACCUUUUGAAAGUGCUGCGUGGCGAUUAUGAACAUAAAGCAGCGGAGUCUUGUGUGGAUAUCGCUUGGCUGAUAUUGCAUAUAUUAAGAGCUAUUUUGUAUGUGGAAGCAUCGCACCAAAUAAGCAAAGAAGUGGACAUUAUAAGGCAUCAAGUAGGAGAAUUAUCUCUACUCGUCACAUCAGUCGGUCAGAAGAUUCCCUUAGAAGUUGACAUAUUUCAACUAGUCGUGUUAGAGAAUUAUCCUGAGACGAUUCCGAUGGGUUUCUUUACAGUGUCUCGAACAUUGCUGGGUCCGGUACUUGGAGUUGUGUUAAAGCUUCGUGUGGUUAAUCCUUGGUUGUGUUGUUGUCAAUGA